Molecule: messenger RNA, 1197 nt
Organism: Centropristis striata (black sea bass)
Lineage: Eukaryota; Metazoa; Chordata; Actinopteri; Perciformes; Serranidae
Product: V-type proton ATPase subunit d 1-like
Exons: 8
Coding region: 1-1050 (349 amino acids)
Biological process (GO): vacuolar transport; vacuolar acidification; proton transmembrane transport
Cellular component (GO): plasma membrane proton-transporting V-type ATPase complex; lysosomal membrane; vacuolar proton-transporting V-type ATPase complex
Molecular function (GO): proton-transporting ATPase activity, rotational mechanism
Source: RefSeq, a predicted model, not a curated record
AUGGCAGAGCUCAGUUUCAACGUGGAUCACGGCUAUCUGGAAGGUCUGGUUCGUGGGAUGAAGGCCGGGAUCCUGACUCACACGGACUAUCAGAAUCUUGCCCAGUGUGACACGCUUGAGGACAUUAAGCUGCACCUGCAGAGCACAGACUACGGUAAGAUGCUGUCCUCGCCUGAAGAGGACCUGACGGUGUCUCUGGUGGACAGCAAGCUGAGGGAGAACCUGGUGACAGAGUUCAGCUGUCUUCGUUCCAACGCCCUGCCUCCACUGUCGACCUUCCUCGACUAUAUAACCUACAGCUACAUGAUCGACAAUGUGGUGAUGCUGAUCACUGGUGCCCUAAAACAGAGAGAUGUAGCGGAGCUCCUGCCACGUUGCCACCCACUGGGAGCUUUUGACCAAAUGGCAGCAGUGGGCAUCGCUCGUACUCCGACUGAGCUUUACUCUGCAAUCCUGGUGGACACUCCACUAGCCCCGUUUUUUCAGGAUGCCGUAUCUGAGUCCAACCUGGACGAAAUGGAAGCCGAGAUCCUCAGGAACAAACUGUUCAAGGCAUAUUUGGAGUUUUUUCACGCUUUCUGCAAGAACAUUGGUGGUGCCACAAAAGACAUAAUGUGUCCCGUCCUGGAGUUUGAGGCAGACAGACGGGCCUUCAUCAUCACAGUGAAUUCCUUUGGGACAGAUCUCAGUGGUGCGGACAGGAGCGAGUUGUAUCCAUCUUGUGGUAAACUUUACCCCGAAGGACUGCAGCAGCUGGCCAGAGCAGAGGACCACGAGCAGGUCAAAGCUGUGGCCGACUGUUAUCCAGCAUAUAAAAUAAUUUUUGAUGACCCUGAGCCGGGAUCAGCUUUUAAGACCCUGGAAGACAGAUUCUUUGAGCAAGAGGUGAAGCUGAACACACUUGCUUUCCUGCAGCAGUUCCACUUUGGAGUGUUUUACUCCUACAUCAAACUGAAGGAGCAGGAGAGUCGCAACAUCGUCUGGAUCGCUGAGUGUGUCACGCAGAGACAGAAGUCCAAGAUAGAUAAUUACAUACCCAUCUUCCAGUGAACAAAUUAACCAAGCAUUAAAGAGAAAUGCAUACGUAUAUUAAACAUCCUGUUGUAAGACAGCACACAACAAUGUAAUAAAUACACUUUAUCAAAAACACAUUUGUUGAUCUCUUUAUGACCAAGGUUUGGUUGUGAGGAUUAGUUA